GCUGUUUAUCCUAUUCUCUCAACCUCUCCGGCCCCAGUCCUCCCCUCCGGUACCCCAGGCAUUAGCAGUAGAGGCUUUAUGAGCAGCUGGAAAUCUUGUGGUGCUGGUCACCGUUGGUCCUUGUGUGGAGUCCUGCAAGGUGUCCCCUGGAGUGUGUCACAAUCCUGGGAGCUUGAAAGAACCCAGAGUGCAGGGCUGUGGCUGCUGUCUACACUUCAGGAGGCCACUUGCUGAUAGCUACUGUAUGUCUCUUGCCUGCCUCUCCUGCUCCAGGAAUACCUCACUCUAGGAGGCCGAAGAUGCCAUAUUCCAGUCUGCAUCCAUCCAUCCCACGUCCCAGAGGUAAUCGGUCCAAGCAGGCAGCCUUGGUCUUGCUGGUGACCAGCCUGGUGAUCCUUUGGGGGCUCGGUGACUCACCGGAUCACAUUCUCCAUUACCUGGUACUCCACCUGGCCUCCCUGCAGCUUGGACGACUGUUGAAAGAGGCCUGCUGUCUGACUGAAGAGCUGCGCCAUGUCCACUCCAGGUAUCAGAGCAACUACAGGAAGGCUGUGCACGCUUGUCUGGGCUGCCCCAUCCGCCGUACGGCCCUGCUGGUGCUGUCCUUCUAUUUCUGCUACUAUUAUUUCCCAAAAAAUGCUGGCCUGAGUCUCAGUUGGAUGCUCCCCUUGCUGGCCCUCUCACAGUCCAUCAACAUCCUUCUGGGCCUCCAGAGCCUCGCCCCAGCAGAAAUUUCUGCCAUCUGUGAAAAAGGAAACUUCAAUGUUGCCCAUGGGCUGGCCUGGUCAUACUACAUUGGGUACCUGCGGCUCAUCUUGCCAGGGCUCCAGGCCAGGAUCCGACUGUUCAAUCAGCAACACAACCACAUGCUACGGGGAGCAGGGAGCCGAAGGCUGUAUGUUCUCUUCCCAUUGGACUGUGGGGUGCCCGAUGACCUGAGUGUGGCUGACCCCAACAUUCGCUUCCGAGAUAAACUGCCCCAGCAAAGCAUAGACCGUGCUGGCAUCAAGAAUCGGGUUUAUUCCAACAGUGUCUAUGAGCUUCUAGAGAAUGGGCAGCCAGUAGGCGCCUGUAUCCUGGAGUACGCCACUCCCUUGCAGACCUUGUUUGCCAUGUCACAGGAUGGGAAAGCUGGCUUUAGUCGGGAAGAUCGGCUUGAGCAGGCCAAACUCUUCUGCCGGACACUUGAAGACAUCCUGGCUGAUGUCCCUGAAUCUAAAAACAACUGCCGCCUCAUUGUCUACAAAGAGCCUCAGGAGGGAGACAGCUUCUCCCUGUCUCAGGAGGUUCUCCGGCAUAUUCGUCAGGAAGAGCGGGAGGAAGUGGCCAUGAAUGACCUCCAGACCUCAGUGGUGUCCCGUUCUCACUCUUCUGUGCUGUCCCAAGAGCCGAGACUCCUCAUCAGUGACAUGGAGCAACCGCUCCCACUCCGCACAGACCUCAUCUGA
This is a messenger RNA of Microtus oregoni (creeping vole), 1448 nucleotides long. Its product is annotated as stimulator of interferon genes protein-like. The transcript is spliced from 8 exons. The coding region runs from base 300 to 1448 and encodes 382 amino acids. The record is from RefSeq and is a predicted model, not a curated record. Gene Ontology annotation, cellular component: autophagosome; endoplasmic reticulum membrane. Gene Ontology annotation, biological process: defense response to virus; reticulophagy; positive regulation of type I interferon production. Lineage: Eukaryota; Metazoa; Chordata; Mammalia; Rodentia; Cricetidae. Gene Ontology annotation, molecular function: cyclic-di-GMP binding; 2',3'-cyclic GMP-AMP binding.